Molecule: messenger RNA, 2063 nt
Organism: Pogona vitticeps (central bearded dragon)
Lineage: Eukaryota; Metazoa; Chordata; Lepidosauria; Squamata; Agamidae
Source: RefSeq, a predicted model, not a curated record
CUAGCCCUCCAGCUUCCGGGGGAGUCUAUGGCUCCAGACGUUUGGGAAGGGGAGGGGCCGAGCAAACGAAGCGAGCGAAGACUUCGGAGGCGCGCCUUCCGGAAAAUGCCGAAGCCUCCUCCGCCCUGCCCGAACCCUUUAUUCGUGCAAUGGCUCCGGGAGUGGCGCGACCAAGCGGCCGACCAGGGGCGCCUCCGCAGCCAACGGGCCUACGAGAGGUUUGCAACAGUUGAGAAUAAGAUCAAGCAAGCACGGCUGUAUUUAGGGAUGUCGGCUUUGGCCGUUCGAAGACUUUUAAUUUACCGUCCACACCCCAAACGAGAGGCUCCGGCUUCUUCUCCGAGGGAGCCAGAGGGAGACGGCAGCCCUCCCAGCGGUGGAAGCACACGGUUCAACGAUGUUCCAGAGGGACCGCCUUGCACGGGGCCGGCUCAAAGCCAAAGCAAACGCACCAAGCCCACGUCAGGCAAGACGGGCCGUCUUCCCCCUCGCCGUUCGCCCGCCUACGCUCUCCUGCUGGCUCUCUACCGGGACCGAACGAAUCCCAACUCCCGAGGUUACCUGACGAAACCAGAAUUACAAAGAGCCGCUCAGCCACUGUGCGAUAAAUCUUUCUCUCUGGUGGCUCCUGGGAGUAAGAACACGGCCUGGUCCACAGUUGGCUCUCUGAUUCGCAAGGAGCUAGUCCUCAAGACUAAUAUCCCAGCCAGGUAUUCUCUGACGGAGGCCGGGGUGUCUUUAGCCCAGCAACUGAUCGCUUUGGAAGUAGAAGAACCUAGCACACCAGCCUCAUCUUCAGUUGUGGCACCUAGAACCGGAGAGCUCCCACUGCUUUUGGAAGGAGAGGAUGAUGGGAGGCAGGAGGACAGGGAUGCUGCCCCGAAGUCAUUUCAGGGGGAGCCACAGACCGGACUGUAUAACCCUCAAUUUAUCUUUCAUCCUGGACAAUUUGAAAUUAUUCUUUGUGUGGAUUUUAUUGAGACCACAGGCGGCCCCACAUCCCGGAAGCAGGACUUAGUCAGAGAACUCCAGCGCAACGACGUGCCAUUCAGCAUCCGGAAGCUUCACGUGGGGGACUUCCUCUGGGUCGCCCGGAAAAGGGCCAGCCCGGUUGCAGGAGAACAACAGCCCGCAGCCGUUCAGGAGCUGGUGCUGGAUUACGUGGUGGAACGCAAAAGGAUGCCGGACCUGUGUAGCAGCAUCAUCGAUGGCCGCUUUCGUGAACAGAAGUUCCGUCUGCGACAGUGUGGCCUCCGGCACCCCAUCUACCUGGUGGAAGAUUCUGGGUCCGGGCAACACCUCAGCCUGCCAGAAAAAACUUUGCAACAAGCGAUUGUCAACACCCAGGUGGUGGACGGCUUCUUCGUCAAACGCACACGGGACCUCCGGGAAUCUGCUGCCUACCUGACCCUCAUGACGCGUCACCUGGCGAGACUGUAUGGGGACAGGACGCUCCUGAGCGCUACCAAGGAGGAAUUGGAGCGUGAGCGCCCCCUGCAGUCGAGUGACGGCUCCUGCUGCCUCCUGACCUUCGCCGAGUUUAAUGAAGGGGCCGUCAAGAACAAGGCCCAGACCGUGCGGGACGUGUUUGCACGCCAGCUCAUGCAGAUCGGGGGCAUCCGCGGAGAGAAGGCAGCAGCCAUCCUGGAGAGGUUCAAGACGCCGGCCAGUCUGCUGGCUGCCUUCGCCGCUUGCCCGUCUCGCCCGGAGCAGGAGCACCUCUUGAGUAACAUCAAAUGUGGCCCAUUGCAGAGAAACCUCGGUCCUGUCUUGAGCAAAACGUUGGCCCAGCUGUAUUGCACGCCCGGCCCUCUGCCGUGAAUCCCGAGGGAACGCCGUGCGAGAGACGGAGAGGUGGGAGGAGAAAUCGUUCCGCCUGGAUUCCGAGAAGGCCCGUUGUGAAUCCCACGGACUAAGGAAGGGGACCUUUGGAUCUAGCCUUAUCGGCCGCAAUGCACUUUCCUGCCCCAACCUUUCAAAGGGGCUAGGUUGGCGUUCUUGCUCCUCCCCAGACACACACAAACACACACAACACAACAAAACACCCUGCCCUGUGAGCAGCA